This is a messenger RNA of Lactuca virosa, 1344 nucleotides long. The record is from the annotation of a GenBank genome assembly. Lineage: Eukaryota; Viridiplantae; Streptophyta; Magnoliopsida; Asterales; Asteraceae.
ACCCAAUGUCUAUACAUGCCAGCUAGAUAUGCAUGACUCGUACAUUUUGUUUCAGCUUAUAACUAAACAUUUUCUUCUUCCUUACAUACAUUUUAUCUCUGCAUGCAAAAUAAAACCAACUUCAGUAAGUUGUAAGAUUCUCAAGGCUGCAGCUAGCUAGAGAUGAUGGAUACAGGAAACGGACAACUCUCAGUUCCUCCAGGGUUUCGAUUCCACCCAACAGAUGAAGAAUUGCUCUACUAUUAUCUUAGGAAGAAGGUUUCUUAUGAGGCCAUUGAUCUUGAUGUUAUUAGAGAAGUGGAUCUCAACAAACUAGAGCCAUGGGAUCUAAAAGAUAAGUGUAGAAUUGGAUCGGGUCCCCAGAACGAGUGGUAUUUCUUUAGCCACAAGGAUAAAAAGUAUCCAACUGGAACGCGAACAAACCGGGCUACAACUGCUGGAUUUUGGAAAGCAACUGGGAGGGACAAAGCCAUUCAUCUCCUUAGUAAUUCCAAAAGAAUUGGCAUGCGAAAGACCCUGGUAUUUUACACCGGAAGAGCCCCUCAUGGCCAGAAGACCGAUUGGAUCAUGCAUGAGUAUCGCCUAGAUGAUCAAUACUCCAAUGGUGCCACACCAUCAGAAGUCCAGGAAGAUGGUUGGGUUGUGUGUCGAGUAUUCAAGAAAAAGAAUCAUAACAUGAGAAGCCCAUUUCAAGCCGACGAUCUUCAACCGGAGGAUGACCAUCAACAGUUAAUUGAUCAAGACACGAAUAAGAAUGGCAGCGGUGGUGGCCAUUCUCUACAUCUUCAAGCUCUACAUGGCUACGAGUGCAACAUGACUAGUAAUACAACAUUAUUUGAGGGUUCCAUGCAUCUUCCUCCAUUGUUGACUUCACCUCCCGACCACACCCCGUAUUUUCUAACGCCACGCCAAAGUGGCCAUGGCCACUUGAUUAACAACAACAACAACAAUAGUAAUGAAGCCAGUACGAUGAUGAUUAAUGACAUGGAUUGUUCGAGGAACUUGUUGAGCUUAAUGUCGGCCAGUCGAGCUGGUUGUGGGACUUGUAGUAGCGGACAUCAGCGAACACAAGACAAACCACUAUUAGCUACUAGCAACCUGACUGCGGAUUGGUCGUUUCUUGACAAGCUUCUAGCUUCAAACCCACAUCAUCAUUCGGGCAUUACCUUUGAUAAUCACCAUCAUCAAGGUACAUGUAACGAUCCUUCAUCUUCCCAACCCUUUCAUCAUCCUGAUGUGAGUCCCUCAUCUCAUAUUUUUCCUUUCCAUUACCAUGGUUAUGAAACGGAGGUUUUAAAGUUCUCAAAGUAGAGGAGGCUGCUACUUCCUUAUAAUUAAAGGGAU